This is a messenger RNA of Phanerochaete carnosa HHB-10118-sp, 1033 nucleotides long. RefSeq lists its product as uncharacterized. The record is from RefSeq and is a predicted model, not a curated record. Gene Ontology annotation, molecular function: protein binding. Lineage: Eukaryota; Fungi; Basidiomycota; Agaricomycetes; Polyporales; Phanerochaetaceae. The transcript has a single exon. The coding region runs from base 80 to 1033 and encodes 317 amino acids.
CGGUGCUCUAGUGCUCGGCCUCAGCGCUUGGGCAGUCCUGCGAGUCACGACCAUCAUCUCCGUGUCCUGUCCCUUCGACAUGUGCAAGAACUCGACCUCAGAGUCAACUUCCAUCGUAGCUAUCCAAACUGGAAGAUGCGAAGCAUCGACGCCUCCGGUUCCCGUGGAGCUACAGAUGACCAUCAUCGACAAUCUGCACGAUGAUAAGGACGCUCUGGCCCGCUGCGCUCUCGUCUGUCGCUCCUGGCAAGCACCCAGCCAACGCAACCUAUUCUUCGGCCUCCAUCUGUACGCAGACCAUCGCUGCAAUGACUAUUGCCUCGAUUGCAAUGGCGAGCCUCCCUCUGGACGGGCCCUUGUGGAUGUGAAGGAAUUCCUGGUCGGUACUCCGCGCAUUGGUUCAUACAUCCAGAAGGUUCUCUUCGUUGGGUCAGUAUCUCGCGAUGGCGAUUACUUUCUCAGGGCGAGUUUGGUAUUGGAUAUACUCAAUGCUACUCCUCGCCUCCGCGUCCUGGAGUUCCACCACAUUGUUAUUCGCGGCGAUUUACCUGCGGCUGAACUCGCAGAUAACCUCUUCACAUUCGUAUCAGCUAUUCCUUGUCUCAAGCGGCUCGUUUUCAACAUGACGGACGUGUUCGAGUCCAUGACACCUUUCGUGGCAAACUCAUCAUCUCUUCCCAUAUCCCCGGGCUUCUCACAGAGUGCCGUCAGUGCAGAACCCGAUGGUUCCAUGCACCCAUUCUCCUUACCUCUUGAGUGCCUGGAGAUUAUCAGCAUGCAUACCGGUGAUUUUGAAAUUGAGCCAGUGCUCAGUGCUACGAUCGCGCGACCCGGCAGCCUCAGCUCCUUGCGACACCUGGCUAUCGAUCUUGCCUGCGAACAUCCUCGUCGGUUACGAAACCUCAGUCGCUUCAUUGGAGCAUUAGGAUCUUGUCUGAACGAACUUUGUUUGGAUUUCUCGAAUGCAUUCGGUGCCGAUCAAAAUAGCUACGCUGAAGGUGUGCACUUAAGCGGUACAUCUCAAGUACAUUAG